AUGGCCACGACAUUUUAUAGCGAUAAUGGUCAUUUAGUCUUAAAAAAGCCUAAUAUUAAUGCAAUAGCUACUGAAAUUAUUCUAAAGUAUCUAUAUUGUGGAGUAGUGGAUUUUAAUCGUCAAAAAAAAGAAAUUAUCUUGGAACUUUUAGUUGCUGCUGAUGAACUUGGUGUUCAAAGACUUAUUAAUUCUGUUCAAGAUUUCUUGGUCCAAAAUUGUUACAAAUUUUUACAAUCAGAUCUCAUGAAAAUGUUGAACUUUAUUACUUGUCAUAACUCAUUUGAUAUUCUUAAAAAAGCUUGUUUAAAAUCUUUAACUAAAAAUUGCAAAGACUUUUUACGAAAAGAUCCUAUUAAUAUACUUCAUUUUAUUAUUCAUCAUGAAACAUUUCAUGAAUUAAGAAAAGUUACUUUAGAUGCUAUUUAUUUCAUGUUCGAUGUAUGGCCAUUCAGGCACCUUCUUCCUGAUAAUUUAAUUGAGGAUAUAUUACGUUGUUAUUUGGUUUCAACUGCCAUACCUCUCUAUCACGGAUUUCCUGCUAGAUCUGGCAACGUUAACCUUAAAAUCGACUCGGUUUUAAUUAAUAAAAAGAUUGCUCUAUUAUUUACAAAAUGGAUAGAUAAAAAAUCUAUAGAUGAUGAAAAUUCAAGGAAAUUUCAUUCAUUUGCAAUCUCAGAUUAUGAGGUAUUUCAUGUAGCUAAAAUUGCUAUAAAAUGA
Molecule: messenger RNA, 717 nt
Organism: Cetraspora pellucida
Lineage: Eukaryota; Fungi; Glomeromycota; Glomeromycetes; Diversisporales; Gigasporaceae
Source: the annotation of a GenBank genome assembly